CCUCACUUUCCUGUCUAACUCUUUGAACUGUUGCUUCCUUACAUCCCCACAAGACAACUACGCUCUUCCAUUGACAAUAGAACCCUCUCAAUCCCAAGAACCAAAACUAAGACCAUCGGUGAACGCUCCUUCUACUUCCAUGCGCCCACGUUCUGGAACCAGCUCCCCUUCCAUAUCCGUCAUUGUGAAACCUCGUCCACUUUUAAAAAGUCCCUUAAAACGCAUCUGUUUAGCUCCGCCUAUGACCUGUGAUGCACCCUCCUUGCCCUGCCACAUUUUCUGUCUCGGGUUUAUCCUGUAGUAUAGGCCAAAACGUGCCAAAGUGUCCUCGUUUUAUAGCCAUUUUAAUUGUUUCUUUAGUAUGGUAGUUACUAUCCUUAGUGUCUCAUUUUUAUUUUACUUAGUUUACAUGUUUUUAAUAAUUUUAAAGCGCUUUGAGCUUUAAGGUAAGCACUAUAUAAAAAUGCCUAAAUAAUAAAUAAAUAAAUAAAUGGCUAGCUUAUCUUAUUUUGAUUAACUUGAAUGUGGUUAAAACAUUAUUUACAACACAAACUUUUAUUUACUCCUGAAUUCUAGACUAGAAAACAGCCAUUGUAUGGAUGUACUCGAUCACAAAAGAGAUUUUUAAUCGAUUCCUUUCCGACAAUUACAUAAUCAUGCAGACUUAUUCAAACAACACAUUUUAAAUCGCAUGGUAGGAAAUAUUUAUGUGUACAAUUAACCUCAGAAAUGAGAUGCACAUUUUCUUUUUUCUUGAAAAUAGGUUCAACAUGUCUGACUGACACAUUCAUUUAUCAAACCAUAAGACAAGAACUAAGAGAAGUUGAAUGUAGUACAGUUAUGCAGGGCGUGUAAUUAUAACAUGAAUCCUAUCUUGUUAGCUAAGCCGUAUCAGUUAUGUUGAUCCAAGUAGAACACACUACUUGUAUAAAUCUUUGUUUUAACUUUACACAUCCUUGUUCGUGACUAUGCAUAACGUGUCGGGAUUAUACUUGGCCGGGGCAUUGACAAUAUUAAGCCUAGGGGCAUUCAAGGCAUUUUGAAAAGAAAUAUCUAUAAACAUUUUAAAAAAUCAACUUACUUUAAGACAUCAUAACUUAAAAGCCUGUGCUGCGAUCAUUUAAUACUUAAAUAUCAACACCUUUCAACCUUAUGUCUGUGGUUUUUUUUUUUUUGACAUGAAAGCCAUUUCGGAUGACAAUUUUAUCAUUUGAGUGCCCAUUUACCUCAUGUGUGUAUAUGAGCUAGUAAACUAAUGAUCUCUUUGAAUAUGUUCCCACAAAUUACAAAGCCAAAUGGUCUCUGUUCUGCGUAUGAGUGGAGAGCACGGUCGUGGCAUAUAUGAUUACAUCGAUAUUGCCUAAAACAACUUCGUGAGUGAUAUCCUAGCAGAGAUCCCACGAUGCCUAUGACCUGUGAUGCACCCUCCUUGCCCUGCCUCAUUUUCUGUUUCGGGUUGAUCCUGAAGUAUAGGCCAAAAAGUGUCAAAGUGUCCUCGUUUUAUAGCCAUUUUCAUUGUUUCUAUAGUAUAGUAGUUACUAUCCUAGUGUCUCAUUUUUAUUUUACUUAGUUUACAUGUUUUUAAUAAUUGUAAAGCGCUUAGAGCUUUAUGGUAAGCGCUAUAUAAAAAUGACUAAAUAAAUAAAUAAAUAAAUAAAUAAAUAAAUAAAUAUUGAGGUUGCCUAUAACAACUUCGUAACAGAUAUAUCUCAUUUAUACGUUUAAGAAAAUAAUAUUUUAUAGUAACAUUUGUAUUAAAUAUAUUUUAAUAAUUAAUUCAAAUUUAUUUAAAAAUAAAAAGUUUAAAAUAAAUUUUAAAAAUCUUUUUUUGAAACCAAAUUAAUAUAUCGGAACACAAAAAUAUUCAAAAACUAUUUUUUUCGCCGAUUUGUCACUAACACCGUUCUGUAAGAUUUGAGCACCAUAGUUGUCUGUGAUUUCUCAUUUAUUUAUACCUUUACUUUUUUGCUGAUCUACUUGAGGAAGUUAAUCUUACACACACAGUAGUAUCUGCAGAUUAAAGUCUUUACUCUUGACAAAGUGGUAAUAAACCUAGAGGCACUAAGGUUGUUUCUGCGCAAGAAGAGAUGCUGUCACUUUGUGGAGCAUGCUAUUGAAAAAGAACUUUUAAAAUAAGACCAAUAUGGAAUUUGACAAAGAAAAGAUUAACGUUUAAGAAGUGAAUGGCAAGAGAACAAUUAAUAGAUACUGGACUCUCCCUGCGAGAAGAAUACAGUAAGAGAUUUUGGAGUGUAUUGAUCGCCUUCAAUCUGAUCCUUGAUACGAUCAUCAGCGAUCAAGUAAUUGAAUUAGAAAAUAUGUUUUGGGAUGUUCAACCCAAGAGUUUAUUAUCAGCAAGUGAAGAAGAGUUUUUGGUGUCCAAUCCAAAAUUACCCUCUUUUCAUGAGGAGUUAUCAGAAGAAGAACUUUUAAACGAAAUACCACGGCUUAGAAGACACCUAAAGACAGUUGAUAUUGAAUUUCACAAUUCAUAAACUUGUCUUUAUUUCAUGUUUUGAAAGCUAUAGCUGAAUGAGACUUCUUAGAAUCUCUUCCAACAAUCUCGCCAAGCCUUCAAUUGUUUCAUACGAUCUGUGUGUCUGUGGCUUCACGUGAGGGAAGCUUUUCAAAACUAAGACUUAUCAAGAACUAUUUACUAUCCACCAUGGAAUAUCAAAGUAUUUUUUAUCUGGCUCUAUUAUAAAUUAAAAGUGAAAUGGUGGAGAAUAUUGAUUUUGAUAAAGUGAUUGACAGGAUAGCAGAUUUAAAGACCAGGAAAGGAACUUUUUUAAUAAUGGAAAUUUAAUCUACAAAAUAACUACAACUUGACAUUUUUACAGUCCUUAAAUACAUUUACCUCCUGAACUUUAAUUAAUUUGUAUUUGUUCUUGUCAAUUAUAUACUGUGGACUUAUUUUUUUAAAAAGAAAUCGAUCGUGGCAGGUGAAAUGAGGGGGGGGGGGUGACACCUUUAGUUUACUGCGCAGAGUGACCCCGACCCUAGCUACGCCGCUGCAAAGAUACUUGUUUUUAAAAGAUAUGGGGAGUAAGAUUAACUAUUUCCUAUAUUCACAUUUCGAGGUCGUGGAAUAUUAUCAUUGUUUUUUUUACUAUUAUUCAAACCAUCAAAAUAACUUUCAAAAUGUUUAAACUUUAAUUAAUUUGUAUUUGUUCUUGUCAAUUAUAUACUGUGGACUUAUUUUUUUAAAAAGAAAUCGAUCGUGGCAGGUGAAAUGAGGGGGGGGGGUGACACCUUUAGUUUACUGCGCAGAGUGACCCCGACCCUAGCUACGCCGCUGCAAAGAUACUUGUUUUUAAAAGAUAUGGAGAGUAAGAUUAACUAUUUCCUAUAUUCACAUUUCGAGGUCGUGGAAUAUUAUCAUUGUUUUUUUUACGAUUAUUCAAACCAUCAAAAUAACUUUCAAAAUGUUUUAACUGUUCCACUCACAUUACAUAACCUGUAAAAAAUCAUUUAUUCUCAGUUAAAAAGACUGUAAUUUUUAUUCUGUUUGACACAGUUAUUCAUAUUUACUAGAUUACGAUCAUUGUUUUUUUUCCCUAAGUAACACUCAUCAAUUCGGUAUAUACCGUUGUAAAGCCAGAGUAACUACAAUCCAACCAAAAAAAAAAAACAGCUCGUUAUUUUGAUAAGUUUACCCUAUGUUUAUCCUGAUUAUUUGUUUUUUUAGGUCCGGUUAAGUCAGUGUGGAAAAUUUUUCAUUUACCCGAGGUGCAGGUGCGCUUGUGUGAUCCUUUAAACUGUUAACUAUUGACAGGAAGUGUCUCAGUCUUUAAAAACAACUUGAUCUAAGGCACUCUAAAUGUAGGUCUGGUGUUGAAGGAAAGACAAGCUCAUUGGUUUUAUAAGAAAUGUAAGCGGGUUUCUUCAAAUCUAGUCGUAGUUUAUGCAAUAUUGUUUAAAAUUUGAUUCCGUUAAAUUAAUUUUUAUGUAACAUAAAUACAUACAUUAACUACAAAUGUUAUAGUUAAUAAUUUGUGGAUUACACUUUGAUUAUUAUUCACUAUAUUCACAAUUUAAUUUAAGUAUUAUUUUUUUUUUAACAAUCAAUGUAAAUAAUGUUUAAUAAAAGUCAUUUUUGUUGCUGUAUAUAAUAUUUGCUGUUCAUCAUUUUGUUUUGAGUGCUUCUAUUUUUUAAGUCAAUGUUAAAGGAUGGUAAAUUUAUUUUAGAAGUAAAAACGAUGGUUUAUACACGCUUAACUUAUAAACAGUAAAAAUGUUUGCAUUACGAUUUGUGUUUUGAAAUAAUUUUUUUUCUUCUGUUUUUCGAUAGCGUAAAUUUGUGUACGGUUAAACACUUUUUAUCUGCAUCAUGUGUUUUUACAAUGUUUAAAGUUAACUUGAAAUUCUAAACCAAAUGCACUACAAGUGAAACAGUUUAGGUAUGAUUUAUAUUUUCAGCCAUAAUUCUUCUUUUAGAGAAGUUGUUAUAGAGAAAUACAAGAAAUGAAUCAUAGCGUUGUACAAGGGACAUUGCUCGUGUGCAUGGUUCUUGGUAUUCAAGUUACUGUGUCGUAUUACAGCGUCACUUUCCAAUACAACUGUCAAAAUCUUUGGGGGUUUCAUCAGUGUAGUCCUUGGAUGCUUUGGUUCUCGAAGAAUAUGUUAACCAAGUACGUUUUUUUUUUGUAUUUUAAUUCUAUAACUAUAAAUAGCCAGCCAAACAAUGGCGGCUGCAGUUUGUGAACUUCCAAUAUACUUCAGUCACCUGACAAAACGUGCAUUCAAAUAACGCUCUUUCAAAAAAAAUCCCAAUAAGAGCUAACUAAAAUGUGAAUUUCUUGUGAGCGCCUAUUGAACACGGCACUAUACCCAUACAUACACACCUAGGGUUUUGUCCCUAGUGAUUUUUUUUUUUUUUAGAAAGCCAAUGUAGGGACAGCACGCAUUAAAACAUAUUUAAUGAAGUGUUUAACAUUAUAAAAGCAAAGAUCACAUUCAAGCUUGGUUUAAACAUUGAAAGACUUUCUUUUAUUAUUUAAAAAGGGUAUAUCUUUACGAGUAUAUUUUAGGAAUGUCCGAAUUUUCAAUCGAAGUCUUAUCAAUCGUGUUUCGAAAGUGGUGCAUCUAAUGAAAGAUUCACGGAAUUUGAUAUAGGGCAACUUCAAGCUGCUCAACUCAGAGAUGGUUAGAAGGAAUUUUUAUAGUUAGCCCAUAUAUCUGUAAGAUUAGCUCUUCCAUUCGAGCUCUUCACUAUGCAAGUGGCUGGCUAAAGCAUUAUACACUUUAAAAUAUUAAUUUUCCUUAGACCAUUCAAACUCACUGCAUGAGAAAAUAGAUUUUUUCAUGAAAUAUGUAUCGUCAUAACUAAGGUCUACAUAGACGCAUUGUUUACGGCACCCUUCCAAAUAAUGAUCGAAGUUUCUUCCAAAAACUCAGUGAUUAUGAAACUUUAAAUGCUGCCAUCUACAACAUUGUCACCAAAAAAUUCAAAAGUCACAUUUGGUAACUCAGUGAAAUAUUUGUGGGGUUGUUAUCUUAAUUAAGGAAUUGGGGGUUAGUAUAUUAGCGAAUGACUUGUGGGGGUUGGUUUCUCAGGGAACAACGUGUGUGCUUGGUAUCUCAGUGACGGACUUACGGAUUAGGCAUCUCAGUAAAGAGCUUGUGGGUUUUAAUCUCAGGGAAAGACUGUUGGGGUUGGCAGUGUUUUUACGGAAAUCUAUCAUUGGUGUCAUAUUGGACAAUAUUGAAGUCUCUUUAUAAACUAAAGAAUUGAUGAGCCUAAGAAAAGUACACAAAUACAAUGAAAAUACAAAAUUCGUUAACAAAAACACGAUGAAUUUCUUCAUUCGUUCAACCAUCCAAACGUUCUAUGUAGUGUCUUAUCCUGAGAAAAAUAAUCUCAGGGAUGCAUUUAAUCAAUCUAAGGAAUUGUUAAAAUAAGAUGGUGGAUAAUGACAAACUCUAAAAGAGUAUGAGAAGUGUUAUAUUUUUAUUAAAAAUUUGAUUCCGUUAAAAAAAAUCCUAUGCGUGUAUGUAUGGGUGUAGUGCCGUGUUCAAUAGGCGCGCACAAGAAAAUCCCAUUUUAGUUAGCUCUUAUUGGGAUUUUUUUAGAAAGUGCGUUAUUUGAAUGCACGUUUUGUCAGGUGAAUAAAGUAUAUUGGAAGCUCACAAACUGCAACUGCCAUAAAUAUAUAUAUAUAAAUAUAUAUAAUAUAUAUAUAUAUAUAUAUAUUUAUAUAUAUAAUUGGCAUGUAAUUUAAAAUGCUUCUUGUUAUUAAAUAAAAAAAGAUCGCUUUAAAACGAAUAUAUUUAUGUUAUAUAUUUCAAUCAACACUAACAGUAACUUUUUUGCUGUAUGUUUCAUCUCAGCUUUAGAGACUGUCUGUGCUCAGCGUCAACAACAGAGUGCCAUGCGCACUCUUCAUAUCAUCACGGAUACGAUCAAGCAAAUCAAAUAGGUCCACGAACAUCAGAUGAGCAAGCCACAGCUGUACCUUUAUUCACGUGCAAGCUCGAAUUUCAUUCAAAUACUUUUAGAUGUAACAGAACAUCGGCUGGAUCUGACAACGCCACUAAAGCUUUUCAAUUUACAGGCGAAGCCAAAGCGUGUCCUUUUAUGUGCGUGGGUCUAAUUUUAACUAAUAUCGAUAGAAUAUCCAUUGAAAAUAAUAACAUAAUGAGCUAUUUCGAUUCCCUAGCGACUUGUCCCUUGAUUUCUGGCAUUAUUAAGACCACAGAAAUGUUGACUACCCAACCACCAACCACUAGAAAUGAACAUUCAACAGCAAGUUCAACAAUUACAACGGCGCUUUUUUCUACUGUUGCAAGCUCAAAAGAACUUUCAGGGUAUAACCACUCAGGUGAAAAUACACCUGAACUUCGUGACGGAGGGGAUAUCCAAGACCAAAUGACAGAUAUCGGCUUAAUAACUGGUGCUACAACUGCUAUUGUUGCAGCAAUUGUCAUUGCCUUGGUCGUUGUAUUUCUUUUGAGAAGACGAAUGAAGAAAAUAAGCCACACAAAAUUCCCCCAGAUCAACAAUUUUUCGUCCAAUCAUCCCACGGUUUCUGAUCCCAAAGCAACAACAUUUUUCUAAAAAUAACGGUCGAACUAUAAUAGACCUCAACAAAGAGCAACAUUGACAUGGGGCAGAAACGAACAAUGCUGAUCAAACAACAACCUUGUAGAAUAGAUUACGAUAGAGAGGCAAGGCGAGCGUCAACUCAAAAUCUGCCUUACACGGAACGAGAUUAAUUGUCUAUCAUCAGUUGAGUCUUUGGAAGUUUUUUUGGAACCAUUGCAAUGUAAAUAGUGAUACAACACAUUUACCGACUGCUUGACAGAAUGCUACCUUGCUUUGGUUAAAGUAUCCAUGCAACGCGUGGUGACGACUAAUCAAUUAUAUAUGCCUUUUUUAUUUUAUUAAAUCAAUUCAGCGCUGAACUGAUUUUGGUUUAUAAUGGGUGUAAUCAAAAUUAUUCCUAGUAAUUAUUGCUUAACUUAACAACUUAUUUUCUGACUCCAGUGUCUCCUUUAAAAAAAAAUGAUAUUAACUAUAAAACUGUUGGCUUAAAGCCCAAAUUUUUAAAAGAAAAUAAAUCAAUGAAACACCGAGUUCAACGUAUGUUUUACGUACAUAUUAAAUCAAUAACUAAGGAAAAGGACAUCUCGUUAUCAAAUAAAGGUUUUCAUUUGUUUCCAAAGUAUUGAUAAAGUUAUCAAAAUUUCUUGCUUGAAAUUUUAUUUUUAAAUUUUCAUAUAUUCGAAGUAUUUUUAUUAUUAUUUUAAAAUCGUCUUUACUGUAUUCAUUGUAUUAAAAAACUACUUGAAGAUAUACUCUCUUAUGUGUAAUAUUCUCGAGACAAACAAAUUAAACAUGAA
Messenger RNA from Lymnaea stagnalis (great pond snail), 7842 nucleotides. The record is from the annotation of a GenBank genome assembly. NCBI's taxonomy places the organism in Eukaryota, Metazoa, Mollusca, Gastropoda, Lymnaeidae.